Cladocopium goreaui is the source of this 1796-nucleotide messenger RNA. NCBI's taxonomy places the organism in Eukaryota, Dinophyceae, Suessiales, Symbiodiniaceae. The record is from the annotation of a GenBank genome assembly.
AGCUGCACCUUUGCACUCGCCAUGGCAUGUCCGCCAGUCAUUGUUGCUGCACAGCAGCCAUCCCCAGUUACGCCUUGUGAUUCUGAGACGGAGAGUCUCGAAGUCAUCGAAGUCACGGUCGAGAAGGUGGACUCCCAACAAAGAACCACCUUGGACAGUCUCAACACCAUAGGCAGCCGGUUGCGGCUGAGUCUCCAGUCUCUUGCAGGUCAGUUCAGGACCACAAUCCGCCACUCGGUGUCCCCCCGGAAUCGGCGCAGCACCAGUAGUAGUGGAGGCCGUGGCACGAAUUUCUCGGUGCAGACGGAUGAGUUGGAACGCUAUGCGCUGAGUCAGACCUCCUUUCCCGAACUGGUGAGACGCUGCAGUGUUUCAUCACAUACGGUCUUGAAGCGUGGUGGUUCAGUGUUGUCAAAUCAGAACGACCAGACAAAACAUGAACGUUUUGGCUACGAUGAAGACCGGGACAUGACCUAUGACUACUUCAUCAGUCACAAUUGGUCUGUUCCGAGAUGGAAGAAAUUUAUGGCAUUGUGCAUGAUUUGGAGUGGCAAACGUGUCCUGGUGUCCUGUUGUUUGGUGCAAGUGGUUUGCUUCGUGCUGGUUUGCGCGGGUGCUCUGCCAUUGACCCCAAUGAUCAGCGGCGAGGGGCAGAUGAGUAUCUGGUGCAGCAGUGCUUCCUUCCUGACCUUCUUUGUGGUGUUUCUAUUCUCCAGUGACGUAUUGCAGAUCUUAGGCCUCAAGGGCUAUCGCACCUUUUUGGAUAAGGUCUGCGUCGACCAAUCUGACGAGGAUAAGAAAAGGCAAGGCAUUGGAGCCAUCACGGCGUUCCUGUAUCAUUCGGAUGCCAUGGUGGUGCUAUACUCUGAAAUGUACCUCACCCGGCUUUGGACAGUCUAUGAGUUCACCACUUUCUUGGCCCUGAAGCCUGAUGCCCAAAUCCUGGUGCAACCGGUGAUUCUGGGACCUCUGGCAGUUUACUUCGUCCUGAUCCAAUUUCUACGGAUCCCUGAGCUGUUGCUCCUUCCCGCAGACUUGGAACAGUUGAACCCAUCGGACACGCCGGAAACGCCUUGGGGCCUGGUUUUUAGCCUGUUCAUCACAGUGGAUCUGCUGGGCGUUUGCAUUGGUGCCAUCUUUUUGAGGAUGUGGGGCAGCACUCGAGCCAGCAUGCAACAGCAGAUCGACCAGUUUUCGUUCGAAAGCGCUGCGUGUCACGAUGAAAAUGAUCGCAUGUAUCAAGAGCUACGAAAUCAUCGUGCGGAGCAUUUUGCCAAGGAGAAUGAAGCACGCCUUCCAGCUCACCGGGAUUCCAUGUCAAGUGGCUUUCCUCAUCGCGUUGCCAUGCCUCAGCGCUGUGCUGGACCACUCCGCCGUCCAUCUGCGAAUGUCGCUGCACGACGACAACGGUGGGGCCGUGCUGGAGACGGUGGCAGAGGUGUUGAAGAUUGCCGCCAAAGAGCUUUGCGUGCCAAUAGCCGUUGGACUGGUGGGUAUUUUCAGUGGAAUCAGAAGAGGCAGCGUAUGUUUCGAAGUGCUCUGCACCUUCGCUUGCUUCGUUCUUCUGGCCCUGGGACUAUGGCUCCCCCAGUCUCCGAUGAUGCCCGACAUCGAAACUGUUAUGCCAUCCACUGACGUUCGAUGCGUCGUGUUGGGACUCACUCUCCUAUUGCAGUGCGUUGUCAUUUUGGGCAUCUACGGGCGUUCCUGCUGCAAGUGAGCACCGUAGGGUGCGAAAAUUUUCAUGGCGCAGCAAGUAGCGACUGCAGAGCAGAAAAAUGAAGCAUAGUAGCUCC